Molecule: messenger RNA, 9179 nt
Organism: Mustela erminea (ermine)
Lineage: Eukaryota; Metazoa; Chordata; Mammalia; Carnivora; Mustelidae
Gene: KNTC1
Product: kinetochore associated 1
Exons: 64
Coding region: 227-6853 (2208 amino acids)
Biological process (GO): mitotic sister chromatid segregation; protein localization to kinetochore involved in kinetochore assembly; mitotic spindle assembly checkpoint signaling
Cellular component (GO): RZZ complex; kinetochore microtubule; cytoplasm
Molecular function (GO): small GTPase binding
Source: RefSeq, a predicted model, not a curated record
CACAGCUUGCUGGGAAAAAAAAAAAAAGGGUGGUGAUAAGAGUCUCUAUAGCAACGCGAUUCGAGGAAGUGAUUGGUUGUUCUUCUGAAAGGGGCGUGUAAGGCCAGGGAGGGGGCGGAGCCAAGAAUACACCCUAGAAUGCGCAGCCGGGAAAUCGGAAUGGGUGGAAUUUAAGUUGUCACAGGGAAAGCAGUGGUUCCUGAGUCAGGAAGAUAAUCUCGGAAACAUGUGGAAUGAUAUUGAACUGUUGACGAGUGAUGAUACUGGAAGCGGGUACCUAAGUGUUGGUUCAAGAAAAGAACACGGAACUGCUUUAUAUCAAGUUGAUUUGCUAGCAAAGAUCUCCUCUGAAAAGGCCUCGUUAAAUCCAAAGAUACAAGCGUACAGCUUAAGUAGCGGGUUUAUUAUUGUGGUGGACCAGUCGGUAUUCCUGCUUGAUCAUGUUUGCAGACUGCUUCAGCUACAUCUGGAAUUUGAUACUGAAGUGGAUGUAGUUGGCCUCUGUCAAGAAGGAAAGUUUCUUUUGGUUGGAGAAAGAAGUGGCAACUUACAUCUUAUUCAUGUAACGUCAAAGCAAACAUUACUCACUAAUGCUUUUGUUCGGAAAGCUAAUGAUGAAAAUCAGUGUACUUACCGGAAUCUUGUUAUUGAGAAAGAUGGUUCAAGUGAAGGUACUUAUUACAUGCUACUGCUUACAAACAGUGGAUUUUUUUGUAUCACAAACCUUCAACUUGCAAAAAUUCAGCAAGCGAUUGAGAAUGUAGACUUCAAUAUGGCAAAAAAGUUACAAGGACAAAUCAAGUCUGCUUUCAUUUCUGUGGAAAAUUAUCAUACUCUUGGUUGUCUCAACCUCGUGGCUGGAGAUUUAGCAAGUGAAAUUACCGUGAUAAUUGGGGGAACUGGUAAUUGUGCAUUCUCAAGAUGGGAACCAGACUCGUCAAAAGAAGGAAUGACAGUUAAGAAUGUUAUUGAUUCAGAGAUUAUCAGAGGUGCAAAGAAGUUCCAGUUGAUAGACAAUCUACUUUUUGUUCUUGAUACUGAUAAUGUGCUGAGCGUCUGGGACAUUUACACGCUGACUCCUGUAUGGAACUGGCCUUCUCUUCACAUCGAAGACUUUCUUCUUACCACAGAAGCAGAUUCUCCCUCAGCAGUCACGUGGCAAGGGAUUACAAAUCUCAAAUUAGUAGCUCUGACAACUACUACUGAUAAGAAGAUGAAAAAUCUCAUGGUUUAUUCAUUACCUACAAUGGAAAUACUGUAUUCUUUGGAAGUAUCUAGCGUUUCCUCUCUGGUCCAAUCCGGAAUUAGCACAGAUACCAUAUACCUUCUGGAAGGAAUUUGCAAAAACGAUUCAACCUUUUCUAAAGAUUCAGUCUCAGUUGUGGUACUCAGAUGUCUUACGGAAGCUUUACCAGAAAACAGAUUGAGUCGGUUACUUCACAAACACAGAUUUGCUGAAGCUGAGAGCUUCGCAAUUCAGUUUGGACUAGAUGUUGAGCUUGUUUACAAGGUGAAAUCCAAUGAUAUAUUAGAGAGAUUAGCCUUGAGUUCUGCAGAGACCAGCGAGCAGACCGAAUGGCAAAAACUCAUAGAUGAAGCUAAGAACAAUCUACAUAAAAUCCAGGACGAUGAAUUUGUGGUAAAUUACUGCUUGGAGGCCCAGUGGCUAACCUAUGAAACAACCCAGGAAAUGCUAAAUUAUGCCAAAACCCGGCUUUUGAAAAAAGAAAAUAAAACUGUUCCUGUCUAUUCUGAUGGUUUAAAAGAGGUACUAAGGGCUCAUGCAAAAUUGACUACUUUUUAUGGAGCAUUUGGACCAGAAAAAUUCAGUGGUAGUUCUUGGAUUGAAUUUCUGAAUAAUGAAGAUGACCUUAAGGAUAUCUUUUUACAGCUACGAGAAGGAAACCUUGUUUGUGCACAGUACCUUUGGCUUCGACAUAAGGCAAAUUUUGAAAGCAGAUUUGAUGUGAAAAUGCUUGAGAACUUGCUCAACUCAAUUUCUACACCAGUGUCUUUGCAAAAGCUUUGCCCGUGGCUUAAAAAUGAUGUGAUCCCAUUCGUGAGAAGGGCUGUACCUGAAGGGCAGAAAAUUCUUGCAAAAUGGUUGGAACAAGCAGCCAGGAACCUUGAAUUAACUGAUAAGGCAAACUGGCCAGAAAAUGGACUUCAACUGGCAGAGGUAUUUUUUACAGCAGAAAAACCAGAUCAGUUGGCAUUGGUGUCCUGUUGGCAUUGGAUUUCCUUGAAGGAUUAUCAGAACACGGAGGAAGUACGUCAGCUAAGGACUCUGGUAAAUAACUUGCAGGAAUUGAUCACAUUGCAUAGGAAAUACAACUGCAAACUGGCCCUCUCUGAUUUCGAGAAGGAGACUACAACCACCAUUGUGUUCCGCAUGUUUGAUAAAGUGUUAGCCCCAGAGCUGAUUCCUUCUGUCUUAGAGAAAUUUAUAAGAGUUUACAUGCGGGAACAUGGCUUACAAGAGGAGGAACUUCUUCUGCUCUACAUAGAGGAUUUAUUGAAGAGAUGUAGCUCGAAGUCCACAUCACUCUUUGAAACCGCAUGGGAAGCAAAAGCCAUGGCAGUCAUAGGAUGUUUAUCGGAUACAGAUCUCAUAUUCGACGCUGUGCUUAAGAUAAUGUACGCGGCGGUGGUUCCUUGGAGUGCAGCUGUGGAGCAGCUAGUGAGACAGCACCUAGAAAUGGACCAUCCCAAAGUCAAGUUAUUACAGGAAAGUUACAAACUAAUGGAGAUGAAAAAACUUCUACGAGGCUAUGGAGUAAGGGAGGUGAACCUCUUAAAUAAGGAAAUCAUGAGGGUGGUCAGAUACAUUCUCAAGCAAGAUGUCCCAUCUUCCUUAGAAGAUGCUUUGAAGGUGGCUCAAGCGUAUAUGUUGCCCGACGAUGAAAUUUACAGUCUAAGGAUUAUUGAUCUCAUUGAUAGAGAACAGGGUGAAGACUGUAUCCUUCUGUUGAGGUCUUUGCCUCCUGCUGAAGCUGAGAAAACUGCAGAACGGGUAAUCAUAUGGGCACGGUUGGCAUUACAAGAAGAACCAGAUGAUUCCAAAGAGGACAAGGCCUGGAGAAUGUCCGUAGCGAAGACAUCCGUAGACAUUCUUAAAAUACUGUGUGACAUCCAGAAAGACAAUCUACAGAAGAAGGAUGAAUGUGAAGAAAUCCUGAAACUAUUUAAAGUUGUUGCUAGCUUGCAGGAGAACUUUGAGGUCUUCCUGUCCUUUGGAGAUUAUAGCAACAGUGCCCUGGUCGCAGAGCUCCGGGAACAGUACAUCAGAGCCCAUGAAGUCACGCAGACCCAGCACAAAUCCCAGGGCACCGCGGAGCCUACAGCCCGUGAGGGCAGGAGCCUCAGCACUGAGUCCAAGCUGCACAGACAGGCGCUGGCGCUGCAGAUGUCUGUGCAGGAGCGGGAGGCCGAGCUGACCUGGAGAGCCUUAAACCACGGGAAUGUGGAAGCAGCGCUGGCCAGGUGCAGAGACUUAUUUAGGUAUCACUGCAACGAGGACACCGGGAAAUUGCUGUUUCUGACAUGUCAUAAGCUUUGUCACAUGUUGGCUAACGACGUUCCAAUGGCAACACCUGUCGGCCUCAAUCUUCCUUCCGAAAUACAUGCUCUAGCUUGCCAAGCUGCUACCAUCUGCAGCCCAGAUUUUUUACUAGAUGCUUUAGAACUAUGUAAAUAUACCUUAACGGCAGUAGAACUUUCCAGACAGUGCCAAAUGGAUGACUGUGGAAUUCUAAUGAAGACUUCCUUCGGAACUCACAAAGAUCCCUAUGAAGAGUGGUCUUACAGUGACUUCUUCAGUGAAGAUGGGAUAGUCCUUGAGUCCCAGAUGGUGCUCCCGGUUAUUUAUGAAUUGAUUGCAUCGCUUGUGCCUCUUACCGAAAGCAAGAGACAUCCCUUGGAUUCGACAAGCUUACCAUACUGCUCUAUUAAUGAAGGAGACAACCUUAUUUUACCUAUUAUAAACUCCAUCUCUGCCCUGCUCCAGAACCUUCAAGAAUCUAGCCAGUGGGAGCUGGCCCUAAGAUUUGUCAUUGGUUCAUUUGGUACCUGUCUUCAGCACUCUGCAUCUAGCUUCAUGAAUGCCAGUCUGAGCGGAAAGUUGUUUGGAGAGGCCACAUUAGUUAAAUCAAAGCAUGUUGUUAUGGAAUUGAAAGAGAAAGCUGUUACAUUUAUCAGGGGAAAUGCUACAACAUUACUGCACAAAGUAUUUAAUUGUCGCGUGGUGGAUCUUGACUUGGCCUUGGGUUACUGCACUCUCUUACCCCAAAAAGAAGUGGUUGAAAAUCUCUGGAAGCUCAUAGAUAAAGCAUGGCAUAAUUACGACAAAGUUUUGGCAAUAUCUCUGGUGGGCUCUCAGCUGGCCAGCCUCUAUCAGGAAAUAGAAACAGAGCUUAAGUUCCGUGAGCUCAGUACUGAUGCCCGGUGGGGUAUUCGUCUUGGCAAACUUGGUAUUUCUUUCCAACCUGUUUUUAGGCAACAUUUUCUCACCAAGAAAGACCUCAUUAAAGCACUCGUAGAGAAUAUAGAUAUGGACACAAGCCUCAUUCUGGAAUAUUGCUGCACAUUUCAGUUGGACUGUGAUGCCGCUCUUCAGCUCUUCAUUGAAACACUGCUACACAACACCAGUGCCAGCCAGAGCCAGGGAGACGCCAGCACGCAGCCCAUCAAGCAGCAGCAUCCCAAACUCCUGGCCAAAGCCCUGGAAAUGGUUCCUCUCCUGACGAGCACGAAAGAUUUGGUCAUCAGUCUUAGUGGAAUACUCCAUAAGUUGGAUCCCUAUGACUACGAAAUGAUUGAAGUCGUCCUAAAAGUUAUAGAAAGAGCCGAUGAAAAGAUAACCAACAUUAAUAUUAAUCAGGCAUUGAGUCUUCUGAAACAUUUGAAAUCAUACAGAAGAAUAUCUCCUCCAGUGGACCUAGAAUAUCAGUAUAUGUUGGAGCAUGUGAUAAGUUUGCCGCCAGCUGCCCAAACUAGACUGCCUUUUCACCUAAUAUUCUUUGGCACAGCACAGAACUUCUGGAAAAUUCUCUCAACAGAACUCAGUGAAGAAUCAUUCCCAACACUGCUCUUAAUUUCCAAAUUAAUGAAGUUCUCUUUGGAUACUCUGUAUGUGUCUACAGCCAAGCAUGUUUUUGAGAAAAAACUGAAACCAAAGCUCCUGAAGUUAACACAAGCUAAAUCCUCAACACUGAUUAAAAAGGACAUAACUAAGAUCACUCAGACCAUUGAAUCCUACUUACUGUCUAUAGUUAAUCCAGAGUGGGCUGUGGCUAUUGGCAUCAGUCUUACCCAGGAUAUCCCAGAAGGAUCCUUCAAGAUGUCCAGCCUGAAAUUCUGCUUGUAUCUAGCCGAGAGAUGGCUCCAGAAUAUCCCAUCUCAGGACGAGGCACGCGAAAAAGCGGAGGCUUUGUUGAAGAAACUUCAUGUUCAGUGUCGGCGGUCAGGCACUGAAGCUGUGCUCAGAGCCCACAGACUGGACUCAGCGGAGUGUCUGAGAGUCAUAGGGAAACCCGCUCAUCUUCUCGUCAGUCUGUACGAACACCCGAGCAUCAGUCAACGGAUUCAGAACCCGUCCGGCAGAGAUUAUCCUGAUAUUCACACAGCCGCCAAGGAAAUUGCCGAAGUUAAUGAAAUUAAUUUGGAGAAGGUCUGGGACAUGUUGUUGGAGAAGUGGCUGUGCCCAGCCACAAAGCCUGGGGAGAAACCAUCAGAAUUAUUUGAACUUCAAGAAGACGAAGCACUACGAAGAGUUCUGUAUCUCCUUCAGUCUCGUCCGAUUGAUUACAGUUCAAGAAUGCUGUUCGUGUUUGCAACAUCAGCUACAACCAGCCUGGGUGUGCGCCAGCUGACUUUUGCCCAUAGAGCACGAGCUCUUCAGUGUCUCCUGUACUUGGCCGACAAGGAAACUAUAGAAUCUCUCUUCAAAAAGCCCAUGGAAGAAGUGAAAUCUUACUUGAAAUGUAUAACUUUUCUGGCAUCAUUUGAGACUUUGAAUAUCCCCAUCACAUAUGAAUUAUUUUGCAAUAGUCCUAAAGAAGGAAUGAUUAAGGGUCUAUGGAAAAACCACAGCCAUGAGUCCAUGGCAGUCAGAUUGGUGACUGAGCUUUGUCUGGAAUACAAAAUCUACGACCUGCAGCUUUGGAACGGACUCUUACAAAAGCUUCUUGGCUUCAGUAUGAUUCCUUAUCUAAGGAAAGUUUUAACCGCCAUUUCUAGUAUCCAUUCUUUAUGGCAGGUUCCCUACUUCAGCAAAGCUUGGCAGCGUGUGAUUCAGAUACCCCUGCUUUCAGCAUCUUGUCCUCUGAGCCCGAGUCAGUUAUCAGACUGUUGUGAGAGUCUCGUCGCUGUUCUAGAAUGUCCCGUUUCAGAUGAUCUCGACAUGGUUGGAAUAGCCAGGCAGUAUGUCCAGUUAGAGCUCCCGGCUUUUGCACUGGCCUGUCUAAUGCUUAUGCCCCACUCGGAAAAAAGACAUCAGCAAAUUAAGAAUUUUCUGGGCUCAUGCAAUCCUCAGAUCAUUUUACAGCAAUUAGAAGAGCAUAUGAAUACUGGCCAGUUGGCAGGAUUUUCACAUCAAAUUAGAGAUCUGAUUCUGAAUAAUAUCAUAAGUAAGAAGGAGUUUGGGAUUUUGGCAAAGACAAAAUACUUCCAAGCGUUAAAAUUGCACAUGAUGAAUGGCAGCAACAUCACUGACUUGGUAAACUAUCUGGCAAGUGAGUUAAGUUUAGAUGAAGCUUCAGUCUUUAUAACUGAAUAUUCAAAGCACUGUGGGAAACCUGUACCGCCAGACACCGCUCCCUGUGAAAUCCUGAAGAUGUUUCUUAGUGGAUCAUAGUGGAUCAUCCAACCUUUUUUGAGAAGAACAAAGGGAAGUUUGGAGUCUACUAUUAACUAAUCAUAUUUAUUAGUUUCAAAAAUAGUGCAAUUGAUACAACUUGUUAAAUGUUAACGAGCAAAUAACAACUAAGGCGCUUCACAGAAGUCUGAUUAUGCAGUAAAGAACUCACAUCUUGAAUUAAUAAACCUUUUCUUUACCAGUCACUUGUAUAAACUUAUGGACACUAUCUUUUCUGCAUCCCCUAUGAAGGAAACUAAAUGCAAAGAUACUUUGCUCCUUCCACAAGAUAAACAACUACUUAUAUCCUGUAUCUUCAGAUACAAAUAAGAACAGUGUUAGUAUUUCUAAUGUAAUUGGAGUAAAUACGUCCUAAGUUUUGUUGCAGACGUACCAGUGGCCAGGCUGAAAAAUAGAAACCACUGUCUAGCUAUUUUAGGCAGAGUGAUUGGAUGCCAGGAAUUGGUUACAAAGGUGUUAGAAGGACUGAGAAACAACAGGGAAGUGGCAGAGGAGGGCGGGGGGCGGUUGAGGGGCAGGGGGGCAGCUAGAGAGGCAGAAGGGGAAGGGGGUGUUAGCCGAGAUCAGAGCCUGCUGAGGACCCUGAGUUGGGUGCCCCCACUUUGCAACACUGGGUUGUAGGAGCCCACAACUGCUCUUGGUCACCCCCCUGCGAUGGCUGCCGCACACCACGACCAGAAGAGAAAAGAAGCAAGUCUUUGGCUUUUUCCAACCUUCUCAUUUUCGUGCCAAUGCCAAGAAUGACAGAACCAAACCAGAACUCAUCUGGCAGGGGGGCGCUCCCGGAGACUCAGUCUGCAAGCUGUCAGCGGCAGCAGUACGCAAGCUGGCCUGGCGGGGCAGUGUGGAGCUGAAGGCCUGCAGCCGCCCCCAGCACCCCUGCCUCUGCAGUCUUUUCUAGAGGGGUGUAUAACUUGAAUAAACUGAAUUUUAUAAAUCAGAAUGAGCUUCCCUUUGUUUUUCCAGUUGAGAAAAACAUUAUUUCUAUACAGAAAACUCAGUGUAGUUUUCUAUACAGAAAACUUGGGCUUGGGGGAUAAAACUAGCCUGGAUUUGCAUCCUAGCUCUGUCCCGUACUAGCUACAUGAUCCCGGACAAGUUACGUAACUUCUCAAAGCCUUAGUUCCCUCAUUUGUAAAACCUCCUGAGGAGGUUUAAAUGCUCCUCCACUUGCUCUGUUCUGGACAUUUGGACCAUACCAAUAUUUUUCACAAAGCUUUCUCCGUAUUUGGGAUUAUUUCCUUUAGAUGGAUUCCCAGGAACAGACUGACCAGAUCAAAGGGAACGAAGAACAUCUUAAAAGCUCUUGGUGCACGUUGCCAAACUCCGUGUGUUCUCAAAGAUCUUCACAAAUGCCCAUUCCCACCAGCAAGAGGCAGGUCUGCUUUACCUCUUCUCCCUGACAUGGACCAGUCUGACUUUUAAAAACUUCCUGCUGGUGUAUAGGUGAAAAUGACAUCUCACUAUUUACGUCUGUAUUUCUUUGAUACUUAUGUGAGGGGACCUUAAGAAAACCAUCUGACUGCUUUUGGAAGCAGAACCUGGAAUUGUCUUCUUGGGCAAAAAUGUGCAAGGCACGGAAGGGGUCAAAUGGUGGCACCAGAAGGUAACAAAUGGGGAAUGACUGUGUGCCCGCCCGACUCCAGCUAAGCUGAAUGAUUCUUUCCCCAUCUUAACACUGGCUUCAUUGUUCCCAGGACAGUUCUGACUGGCAAAGGGUUAGCUUCUGGCAUGCCAUAGAAGUAACUUUUUGAAACAUAAAUAUAUUUAAAUUUAUUUUCAGUUUAUCUGAACUUAAGAUAUGCAAUUAGCCAGAAUCCUUGUUCUAUGUAUUGUAUUUUAAUUAGCCUUGAUUAUUUUCCACUCUUGUCUCCAUACAGCCAUUCUCCGCACCGUUUAUCCUUAAAACAAGCCAGAUGGUGCCUGGACCUGCCUCACACUUUAUACUGGCUCCCCAUUUCACUUAGCACAAGACCCAAGUUGCCAACCGAGACACACAGGCAUCUUUGGUCAAAUCAGAAACAGAAUCCAUUUUAGGAAGAUGAGUUACAAAAAGGCUCCCCUCCAGUUGGUUAAGUGUCUGACUCUUGAUGUCCGCCAGGUCUUGGUCUCAGGGUCCUGAAUUCAAGCCCUGCAUCGGGCUCCACGCUAGGUGUGGAGCCUACAUUUAAAAAUUUUUAAAAAGGAAAAAGCCUCUCCCCUUGAUAGAGCUACUGCUAAAAGGCACUCCCUGGAAACGGUCACAUUUGUUUAAAAAAAAAAAAAAAGCGCUGAAUUUCACGGGUACUUGGAUGGCUCAGUUAAG